Messenger RNA from Populus nigra (black poplar), 3339 nucleotides. RefSeq names its product pentatricopeptide repeat-containing protein At2g32630. The record is from RefSeq and is a predicted model, not a curated record. The transcript is spliced from 2 exons. NCBI's taxonomy places the organism in Eukaryota, Viridiplantae, Streptophyta, Magnoliopsida, Malpighiales, Salicaceae. Gene Ontology annotation, molecular function: protein binding. Bases 277 to 2130 code for a protein of 617 amino acids.
AAUUCUAUUGCCCAUGACCGCCUAAUCAAUCAGCCAAUGACUAUCAGUAUACUAUCGAUUCCACUUCAUCCCGGAACCACAUGGUGGUGCAAGUGACUUGCCACAAAUUGUUAACGAUUUGUUUUCCGACCGAUGGCGUCGGUGUUUCAGGUGAGCUUCUUUGUUUUGUUAGUUUGAUGGUUACUAGGUUUUUAGAUACAUAGACUUGGACAACAUCGUUGAUGUUUGAUAACUUUUAGCUUGUGUUUGUGUUUUUGCUAAGAAAUUAUAGUAGAAAUGGCUACACAGAAAUUGUUGCAGACAUUCAAGAAAACACCCAUUACUGCAAGCCCCACUUCAUUAUCUAAUUCAGAAAUGGCACAAAAGAUUGCUAAAACCCUAAUCAAAGCUGGCCUAAAACCCUUCGAAACAACCAACUCAUCUUUGCUUUCCAACCUAGAUUCUCACAUAACCAACCUUGUUUUCUCCAACCCAAAUGUCCCACUUCAUUCUUGCUUGAAUUUCUUCAACUUUUUGCGAAAAAAUCAAUCCUUUGUUUCUCAUAAACCUGAUCUUCAAUCCCAUCUAAGCGUUGUUUUUAGAUUGUUCAAGGCUAGAAGGUUUGCAGAAAUGAAAAGAGUUUUGACUUAUGUUGCUAUGGAUAGUAAUCUUAGAUGCCCGGUUGCAAAUCUUGUUUCUUUGGUUGAAGAGAGUGGAUUUAAUAAUGAACCCAACUUUGUGGAGAAGUUGUGUGAUAUGCUGUUUAGGGUUUAUGCCGAUUGUAAUUUGUUUGAAGAGGGUUUUCGGGUUUUUGAUUAUAUGGUGAGCUAUGAGUUAAAGAUUGAUGAUAGGUCUUGUAUUGUGUUUUUGCUUGCAUUGAAGAGGUGUGAUAAAAUGGAGGCUUGUUUGGGUCUUUUUAAAAGAAUGGUUGAGUUUAAUGUGGAGGUUACAGUUUAUUCUCUGACGAUUGUGAUUGAUGGGUUGUGUAAGAGACGAAGGGUUAAAAGGGCUAUCGAUUUGAUGAUUGAAAUGGCUAGCAAAGGGAUUAAACCGAAUGUUGUUACAUAUAACACACUUAUAAAUGCAUAUAUUAAGAGAACGGAUUUUGAUGGUGUUAAUGAGAUGUUGAGAUUGAUGGAAGUGGAUAAAGUUGCAUUUAAUGCGGCUACAUAUACUCUUUUGAUUGACUGGCAUGGUAGUUCUGGUAAGAUCGACGAAGUUGAGAGGAUGUUUGAAGAAAUGUGUGAGAAAGGGAUUAAAGCAGAUAUUCAUGUUUAUACUGUAGUCAUUAAUUGGAACUGUAAAAUCGGAAAUACAAAAAGGGCAUUUGCCUUGUUUGAUGAGUUGACUGAGAAAGGCCUUGUUGCCAAUGUUCACACAUAUGGAGCAUUGAUUGAUGGUGUUUGCAAGGCUGGUGAAAUGGAGGCAGCUGAGAUAUUGGUGAAUGAGAUGCAAACCCGAGGGCUUGAUGUCAAUCAACUGAUAUAUAAUACGCUUAUAGAUGGUUAUUGCAAAAGGGGGUUGAUAGAUGAAGCUUUAAAGGUGCAAGUCAUAAUGGAGAAGAAAGGAUUUGAGAAUGAUAUCUAUACUCUUAACAGUAUUGCUGAUGGGUUACGUAAAUUGAACCAGCCUGAAGAAGCAAAGAGGUGGUUACUUACAAUGAUUGAAAAGGGCGUGGUUCCUAAUGUUGUCAGCUAUACCACUUUAAUUGACAUAUAUUGCAAGGAAGGGAAUUUUGUGGAAGCAAAGAAACUGUUUCAAGAAAUGAAGAAAGCGGGGGGAGAGCCUAAUGCUGUUACAUACAAUGUUCUAAUUGAUGGGCACAGCAAGAAAGGUAGGAUGAAGGAAGCUUAUGAGCUAAGAGAUGAAAUGAGAGCAAAAGGGAUAUUCCCAGACAUAUAUACUUACACGUCACUUUUGCAUGGAGAAUGCAUUUUUGGGAAGCUGGAUGAUGCAGUGGAACUCUUCAAUGAAGUGCGCCAAAAGGGCUUACCUCUCAAUGUAGUCACUUAUACAGCAAUAAUUUCAGGCUUGUCCAAGGAAGGAAGAUCUGAAGAAGCAUUUAAGUUGUAUGAUGAGAUGACAGAGGCAGGUCUUACACCUGAUGAUAGAGUCUAUACUUCACUUGUCAGCAGCCUUCACAAAGCAUAGUUUAUCUUUCACAAUUUUUUUUGUGAAGCAUGAUAUGUUCUUGAAGGAAGAGACCCAGAAAUUCUAUGAAGUUGUCUUGGGAUUUGUGCUCAACUGCCCAUCAAAAGGCCAUUGUCCAAUGUUUUGAAGGAGAUUGGCUGUUCAACUAUGGUAUCAGUAUUUGGCUUCCAUUUACUUGAAUCAGACCGGCUAAUUGUAAUGAAUCUUUCAGACAUGUACAUUUCCUAGGAACUUAGAGGAGAGGACAAGAUGAAGCAUGUGACAGCAAUUAUGGGAAGGUGGCUUGACAAACUCGCAGUUGAUCAGCUCAUCUUUCAUGUUGCAAUGUUCAAUUUCCAAAUUCUCCUACUUCUUUCACCCGCACUCUUCAUGCCUUCUCAAGCUACCCAAAGCCUAUAGGUAAGAUGCAUUAUCACCAUCAUCAUAUGGUUUGGAUAUUUCAUACUAGAUGUUUGGCUCAAGAUCAUACACUGAAUUCAUUGUUCUAUUAAAAAUAUUUGGUCUCAUUUUUCUUACACGGAAUCUUUACCCCCCUGUUGCGUGUUGCUUUGUCCAAUAGCCCUCUGUGACGUAAAAAAUGAAGAGGAAUGGAAACUACCUGUCUUUUUCUGUAAUGAUGAUGUCUACCAAGUCUGACUCUUAAGUCUUACUCAUACUGUAAAAACAGGGGGGGUAAAGCUGGGAGGUGCUUGCUUGCUUUGCCUUGCGAAACCAAGUUCAGGGCGGUGAUCCACUUAAGUUCUGGUGAAGUAGUUUGCAAAUUGAUUUGCAUUCCAUGCGAUGAGAGGACGAAAGUUAUGUAACAUGGGAAAAAAGAGUAGGGUCUACCUUGUUCUUGGCUCUGAGGAGUUCCCAAAUUCUAUUAAAACAUUGCUCCUUAAAUAUCCUACCGGUCGACUAUAGAUGUGUAAAUGUUUCUCUCAAUUGCAUUGUGAAGGGAGAUCGAAGACUGAUUUUCUGACGCUGUGCGGGCACAAGAUGGAAAAGGAAGAGAACUACUCAGGCAUUUUUUUUUUUCCUUUCAUGUGAGACAUAUACAUUGUGACUUCUGAGUCUCAGACAGACCAUGUCAACUAGAUGUGCUUAGUGACAAACACUAGACUAAACCUGUAAGCCAUUUUUCAGGAGUCUAGUAGUUGAGUCUUUUGACAGCAGAAUUGGCCAUCAGAUGGCUUCAGGCUUCAGGUAAUACCAAUCAUGUUUAUCACC